AUGUCUCUCCAGAAGUCUUCCGGUGCCGUGCCCGCUCCUCCGAAGUGGGUGGUAGACGUGAACAACGGCCUCCCCCCGAGAUCGAAGAACGCAUCGAGCAUUCCCGAUCCCCCGGGCUUCAUAUCUGCCAAAUCAGUCUCUGCUAAACAGAAAGCACAGAAAGAGGGCCGUAAACAACCUUCUCCCGUGGAGAUGAACACUUUGAAGCUCAAGAAGGCAUGGGAAGUUGCCCUUGCGCCGGCGAAGCAGAUUCCUAUGCAGGCUAUCAUGAUGUAUAUGUCUGGCAAUACUCUCCAGAUCUUUUCCAUAUUCAUGGUCUACAACCUAUUUAAGAGUCCGAUUCAGGGACUGACCCAAACAAACACAAUCUUCACUAGGUUCGAGGGUGCCGGAUCACAUGCGCAGAUUCUUGGUAUCAAGGUAUCCUACGUGCUGAUGCAGUUGCUGCUACUUGGCUUGGGCAUCUACAAAGUCAACGCGAUGGGUCUGUUGCCAACAACACGGAGCGACUGGCUGGCAUGGGAAACUGAACGUCAACCGCUUGAAAGGGCUUACUUUGCCUUUGAAUGA
This is a messenger RNA of Cyphellophora europaea CBS 101466, 570 nucleotides long. RefSeq lists its product as uncharacterized. The coding region runs from base 1 to 570 and encodes 189 amino acids. Gene Ontology annotation, cellular component: EMC complex. The record is from RefSeq and is a predicted model, not a curated record. The transcript has 3 exons. NCBI's taxonomy places the organism in Eukaryota, Fungi, Ascomycota, Eurotiomycetes, Chaetothyriales, Cyphellophoraceae. Gene Ontology annotation, biological process: protein folding in endoplasmic reticulum.